AUGGCAGAGUUCAAUAUUGAAGACAAAGACUUGACGUCCCUUGAGGGCAAAGUAGUCAUUAUCACAGGAGGGUCAUCUGGCAUAGGACUUGCCACGGUUGAAUUACUUUUGUCCCUCAGGGUAUCUGUAGUUUGCGGUGAUGUUCAAGCCCCUCAAAAAAACUUUGGACGUACAUAUACAUUCAUCAAAACGGAUGUCUCAAUCUGGAGAGAUUUAGUUGCACUUUUCAACAACACAAAGAAGAUAUAUGGCCGUAUCGAUCAUGUCUUUGCCAAUGCAGGGGUUGGCCCUCAGGCAGAGUACUUGUGUACAGACUUUGACGAAAACGGUGAUGCAGUCGAGCCCUCGACUCAGCUUCUCGACAUAAGUCUCAAGGGUGUCAUCAACACCUCUACCCUCGCGAUUCAGCACUUACGCCAGCAGGAAGAUGGUGGCAGCAUUGUUAUCACUGGAUCCGCGACCGGUUUGCAGCGCUUUCGAGCUAUUGACUAUGCUACAGCCAAGCACGGGGUUCUCGGCUUCGGUCGAGGUCUUAUUCCACGGCUUCAAGAAGCCCAGCUUCCAAUCCGAGUCAAUAUCUUGGCUCCCAGCUGGACUGAUAGCAAUGUACUCCCAUCAUUGAAGAGCUUACUUGAGGAUAUACACGUAGAGGUGCAACCUGCCUCGACAGUAGCUCGUUGCGCUGCUUAUCUCAUGGCUGACACCUCAAGAAACGGACAGCUCAUCCAUGUACAGCGUGGUAAAUAUAAAGAAGUUGACGAGGCAGUUUUGCUUCCAGCGUAUCGGCGAAUCAAUGGUGGCUCCCCAAGCGAGGAUGAAGUUCUUCGACGACUAGAAGAAGUCAAAGAGUACGGCAUGGUUCGAGUACAGCCGCAGGGUAUCAUUUUAGGGCGGUCUAAGCUUUAG
Messenger RNA from Fusarium proliferatum ET1, 906 nucleotides. RefSeq lists its product as uncharacterized. NCBI's taxonomy places the organism in Eukaryota, Fungi, Ascomycota, Sordariomycetes, Hypocreales, Nectriaceae. The transcript is spliced from 3 exons. The coding region runs from base 1 to 906 and encodes 301 amino acids. The record is from RefSeq and is a predicted model, not a curated record.